UUGGUCUCUUUUUGACCAAUGAGCGCGCAUGGCCCAACGAGGCGAUGAGGCCAAGUCAUUUCCGAUUUUGCCAUGAAGGCCGCGUCCGCCCCCAAGUCCAAGGCGUCGUCCGCGCCCAUCUUCCUCCAGAAGACGUACACGAUGUUCGAGAACUCGCCCGACAGCGUCGCCUCGUGGGCCAACAACGGCACGACCAUCGUGGUCAAGGACCCGCAGGAGUUUGCGCGCACGAUGCUGCCCAAGUACUUCAAGCACAACAACUUUGCCUCGUUCGUGCGCCAGCUCAACUUUUACGGCUUCCGCAAGUACAAGAAGGAGGACAUUAUGAUCGUCGAGGACGAUGUGACCAAGCACUGGUGGGAGUUUUACCACGACAAGUUCUUGCGCCACCACCCGGAGCUCAUGGCCCAGAUCCGCCGCAAGACCUACUCGGAGGCCGGCGAGCCGACCGAGAAGGAGGAAGUCGAGGUGCUCAAGAGCCAAGUCACGUCGCUCCAGUCGCAGCUCUCGCAGCUCACCAACCAGAUUACCAACUUGACCUCGGUCGUCUCGACGCUCAUGGAGACGCAAAAGCGGGCGCUCGAGUCCGUGCCGGAACACGCGCCGCCGUCGCCCAAGAAGCAGAAGACGGCCGCGCACGACGACUCGGAGCACCUCGUCAAGUUGGAGCCGAUGCUCAUGGACGUGGCUCCUUCGCCGCCGUCGCUCGCGCACCAGAACAGCCUCAACUUGGACGACGAGUUUAUGAUGUUUGACGACCGCCACUUUGGCAGCUUUGACGAAACUGCGACGUCGAUGCAAGACCUGCUCGAAGCGUUCCCCAAGGUCCCCAAUGCGGCGCCGUCGUCAUCCUCAACAGCUUCCGCGAACGCGGCCGAGAGCCUCGCCCGGUGUUCGCCGUCGCUGGUCAUGCCCAUGGGCUUCCCCUUCUCGACGCCCCUCCAGUAGGCGCGUCCGAGCUCCUUGAUAGUGUUAGUUUUUGUUAGAAUUGUUAGAUACAUUGCCUCGGGGGUGCCAUAUUUGCGGCACUCCCAAUACUUCUG
Messenger RNA from Saprolegnia diclina VS20, 1043 nucleotides. RefSeq lists its product as hypothetical. Gene Ontology annotation, biological process: regulation of DNA-templated transcription. Gene Ontology annotation, molecular function: DNA-binding transcription factor activity; sequence-specific DNA binding. The record is from RefSeq and is a predicted model, not a curated record. Bases 73 to 948 code for a protein of 291 amino acids. The transcript has a single exon. NCBI's taxonomy places the organism in Eukaryota, Oomycota, Saprolegniomycetes, Saprolegniales, Saprolegniaceae.